This is a messenger RNA of Xiphophorus couchianus (Monterrey platyfish), 2369 nucleotides long. RefSeq names its product ORMDL sphingolipid biosynthesis regulator 3 (gene ormdl3). Gene Ontology annotation, cellular component: endoplasmic reticulum membrane. The record is from RefSeq and is a predicted model, not a curated record. Lineage: Eukaryota; Metazoa; Chordata; Actinopteri; Cyprinodontiformes; Poeciliidae. The transcript is spliced from 4 exons. Bases 443 to 970 code for a protein of 175 amino acids.
CAGUUUGCAGGUAAGUAAGUUUGAAAGCAUGCUGGGAUGCGGCUGUUCACUGACGGCAGUGAGUUAUUUUUCUCUCUCUAAGGACUUUAUCUCGCCUCUAAAGGUUACUUUUUGAAAUAACAACAAAAACUUUGACGUGUGUUACUCUUCAAGCUGUUUUUCCGUUACUGAGAAUGUUAUUAUGGUCUGGCAGACGCGCUUUUCAUUCAUUUUUUGUAUUGUAAACAUCUUCAGGCCCCUUGAACUUUUUCACAUUAUGCCAUAAUUCAGUCACAAACUUAAGUGUAUUUGAUUGAAUGUGAGUAAUCUGCAGCCUCUAACAGGUUUUCUUUACCACUGUCUAUAACUUGACUCAGUCCAUAAUCUCAUAGACACUGACCAGCUGUUAUGUCCCUAGUGAAAACAACAACAACAACAACAACAACGGAAAAGAUCCCCAUGCAUGAUGGUGCAGUCGCCGUGCUUCAUAGUGGAGAUGAUAAUUCCAGCGACAUCAGUGCACGCCACCAUGAACGUGGGCACGGCGCACAGCGAGGUGAACCCUAACACCCGGGUGAUGAACAGCAGGGGCAUCUGGCUGUCUUACAUCCUGGGCAUCGGCUUGCUUCACAUCAUCCUGCUCAGCAUCCCCUUCGUCAGCGUCCCGGUCGUCUGGACCCUCACCAACCUCAUCCACAAUCUGUGCAUGUACCUCCUGCUUCAUACGGUUAAAGGAACUCCCUUUGAGACCCCGGAUCAGGGCAAGGCUCGCCUCCUGACCCACUGGGAGCAGAUGGACUACGGCGUACAGUUCACCGCUUCACGAAAGUUCCUCACAAUCACGCCCAUUGUACUGUAUAUAUUAACCAGCUUCUACACAAAGUACGACAGAGUCCAUUUUGUGGUCAACACCGUGUCUUUGCUCACGGUGCUCAUUCCCAAACUGCCGCAGCUGCACGGCGUUCGGAUCUUUGGGAUUAACAAGUACUGACAACAUGGAAGAAGAAGAGAUGGAGGUUUACGGUCCCCCCUGGACCGCUCAGAGCACACAGUGUAAUGAGCCUCUGAUGAGGACCUUUCGCACCUUAUUCUGUUGAGGAGCUCCAUAAAGGAAACCUACUGAGGAUGCUGCCAUGGUUCCCGAUCAGCAAGACUCCGAGAAGAAAGCACAAGCGGAUCGCGUCAUUUUUGCAACAAACUGUGGUUCAUCCUCAUGGUUUACAAACACUUUAUAUUUUAUUUAAAGAUGAAUUUCUGACAUUUCUGAAGACUCUGCUGGCACAAAGAGGCAGUUUUAAAGUUAAUUUUUGUUUAAUGACACACUACUGUAUUUAUUCAGCCUCGCUCAAGGCUGCAGCUUCGUCUCUUUUGAGGUUUACGGCUUCAGUUGAGAGCAACAAUUCUACACUGACGUGGUGAGGAACUGGCAAACUGCUGGAGAGGCGAGACACAGGAAACCACCUAGUUAUAUUUGGCUCUGCACUGCUCUGCUCUGCGCGGGGUCAAGACCGGGAAGUUGAGCAGCUCUUAUUUUUAUCUGGCCGUUUCCAUAUUUGGAAAAUACUUGUCCUGGUUUGUCCUGUAUGCAAAGUGUUCUGGCACAGAAUGCGUGAGCCGUCUCUGACAGACCAGCAGACCACAAUCUCAGUUAAGAGAUAAGAUUUUAUUAAAAUACCAACAAGGGUACACAUUUACAGGAUAGAGGUACUUGCUUCAGCUGGCUCCUGUUGGUAGAUCAGUUGAAUGUAAUCCAAUUACAAAAUGCCACAAAUUAUUCAAGAUGUUUUUCUUAUUUACUUAGGAGAUGCACAGAUUAAAAUUCCUCUGAAUUAUGAUAUUAGGUUGUCUCAUCUUUACAUCUGUGUAUCUUGUGCAAAAAUAAUAGCCGGAUUUCUUUGAUGUUUCUAUUCAAUCCAUGUUUUAGAUGCAAUUAAGCUCAAAUUUGGCAAGUUAGCAUCACUAGCAAGGCACUGAGGUGUACCAAGGUUUAAAAAAUCUGAGGUUUCAAAACUGCAAAACUUCACUGCAAACCCAACCCCAGCAGGUUGGUGCCCACUGCUGGUAGGCUGGCUGAAAGAAGGCUCCUCCUACACCUCGUCUUUGCAUUCGAGAAAGACUAAAUUGUCCUCUCAGAAAAAUUUGGUUGCAACAACUAAAGUCAUAGAAUAACGAUUAAAUAAGCAUCGCUAUAGCUAUGUCAAUACGAUUCUGGCAUACGAUUUUGUUUAAGAUAACUGUAUGAACACCAUGAACCUGUGCCAUUACAGUCAUGCUUAUUAGACUGUGAGAAACUCAUGCCGACCCACGCCUAUCACCAGCUGAUCUUAUUUUAUGCAGAGAUAAAGCUGUACAUUUGUGACAGUAAAUAUAAAGUGUUGAUAAUGAUGAAA